AUGGACCCGCACGCCCAUCAUCACGAUGAGCCAGAAGAAGUCCAGAGUUGGGCAGGGGACUUUGAUCCCUUUGCUGAUCCGGAGGAGCGUCGAGUGCUCUUUUCUACUCUUGACUCUUUCAGGCAAUACCGAAGGACAGCUCACAUGAACACCACUCACCGCCGACGACAGGCGUUCUACGCACUCCCAUCCUCGCACUGGCAGAUGCUAGCGGAAGCGCCUUUCAAUCUUCUGGAUAACUUCAACAAAGUGGAUGAUGCCAUUGAUGCGAAUGCGGAACUUGCUGACGCCAUACUCAAGACUGGCCUGGAGUCGUUCGGACUAUCAGCGAACCCCGAAGAGGAUGAUCCGACCCGCAAUUGGCAGGGAACGGCUACAUCGUCCGAUGUGAGCAAGGCUCACUCGACUAUUAGACAGUUCUACAGGGACUGGAGUGCAGAAGGCAAGGCCGAGCGAGAGGUCUGUUACGACCCCGUUAUCAAAGCUUUAGAUAAGGAAUUCGGGCAAAGGAAGGGGUCCCGGUCAGAAGUGAAAGUGUUGGUUCCUGGGGCUGGACUGGGUAGGCUCGUUUUCGAUCUCUGCCAGGCUGGAUUUGCAGCGGAAGGUAAUGAGAUCUCGUACCACCAGCUGAUAGCCAGCAGCUGGGUACUCAAUCACUCCCGUGGGCCCGGAGAGCAUGUCCUCUAUCCUUUUGCCACACAAUUCUCCAACCUAGAGUCAAGGACGCAACAGUUACGAAAGGUCAUGAUACCAGACGUACAUCCCAUGUCUGCGAUGCUUGCAGCUCAGCAGGAGCAAGCAGAGGGUAACGCAGAAGGAAAUUUCGGGACGAUGAGCAUGUCUGCCGCGGACUUUGUGGUUCUAUACCGAGGCGAGUCACAAAAGGACGCUUUCGAUGCGGUUGCCACUGUGUUCUUCAUCGAUACUGCGCCAAAUCUGAUCCGGUAUAUCGAAGUCAUCCGAAACUGUCUCAAGCCCGGUGGAAUCUGGAUCAACGUAGGCCCUCUGUUAUGGCACUUUGAGAGCAGCAGCACCCGAGGUGGCAAGAGUAAUGAGGAGACUGGCGCGAAUACUCAUCAGAAUGACGGGAUUGGAGAGCCUGGAAGUGUCGAGCUGACCGACGAAGAAGUCAUGCUACUUGUGGAGCGGAUGGGAUUCCACGUGGAGGAGCGUGCUCUGAGGGAAGGGCAGCGUGAAUGUGGCUACAUCCAAGACCCGCGCAGUAUGCUGCAGAACCUGUACAGACCUUCUCGCUGGAUAGCUCGAAAGAAAGCGACAUAA
Messenger RNA from Paecilomyces variotii, 1281 nucleotides. Its product is annotated as putative trehalase. The transcript is spliced from 2 exons. Lineage: Eukaryota; Fungi; Ascomycota; Eurotiomycetes; Eurotiales; Thermoascaceae. The record is from RefSeq and is a predicted model, not a curated record. Gene Ontology annotation, molecular function: S-adenosylmethionine-dependent methyltransferase activity. The coding region runs from base 1 to 1281 and encodes 426 amino acids.